UAUAUAUAGUUGCUGAUUUUUUAUAAUAAAGUGUGAGUGUAUCAGUUAUAUGCAUCUUUGGAUAUUAAAAGGUGAAUUCAGAAGAAAUCACAAUAUAACAUUUGUUCACUGACCAACGGACAAGCAAGCAAGGCUUACACUUAGUUCGAAAAAAAUUAAUUUUCAUAACCAUCCUUGUCCAUGUUUCAGAUAUGAUGGUGGUGGGAGUGGGUUAGUAUCUUUAUAUCUCACUACCCAAAAGGCGUCGGGAGAUGAAAAGUUUAGGAGAUGUACAAUUUUAUAUAGGCUACAAUCUAUGAUAUGCAGAAUCCAAAAAUGGCCGAUCUAAAUCCUCGGAUUUUUCAGCAUGUCUCUAUAAAAACCUUCCAUACAUGAUCAGAGAACUUUGAAAUUCUAAGACUACCAGUAGAAAGAGCAGCCAAAAUCCCUUUGUAAUUGCAUUUUCGUAGUGAUCGAGCGAGAUUUCAAAGAGAUAUGAAAAGUUUUUCGAAGAAAUAUGCACAAUUAACUAGUCACGUUUGCAUGGUCUUCAGGUGUUCUCUAACCAAACAGCCACUUUUAAUAUCUUUAAUAUCUACCGUCUAGCAUUGGUUGAAAAAUACAGUCCAGUAGUAUGUAAUUUAUUUUCGAGUAAUAAAGAUAGAAAGGACAACGGCAAUUCAGAUAAAUAGACACGUGUUCUUUAGUACUAUUCAUUUUUAUUCAUCAUUCGAACAUCAUCAUCAACAUGACAACCACAACAGUUGUACAAUCGAAUGUAAUUUUACCAACACAUAAAAUCGUGUUCGAUGAUAUUGUGAAAAAUAAACGCAAGCUAUUUGUUAAUUUACAUCGCAAGCUAUCUACGUAACUAGCUAUAAAUUAUAUGCUCAUAUUAGAUUAUUUCGUUUUUAUGCAUAUAUUUUCUUUCUUUUUUAGAUGGUCUAAAGAAGCAAAUUAUGAAAUGUCAUCAUGGAUACAGAAGACCUUAUCCAGGUGCAGCUGAAAAUAAGGUAAUGCAACAGAAGCUUCGCGAACUAGUGAAAUACGGCUUACGUGGGACACGUAACGCUGAAUUUGAUCCUGUUGAACAUUCACCGGUAUCAAGUAGCACGAGCAGCAUCGAUGGUGAUGAAGAUGGUGAUUUUGAAAAAGAAAAUUGUAAAGUUAAACAAGUGAUACCCAAAGGAAACAGUGCUGAAAUACAAAUCAAUCUUCCUCAACCAACUUAUGCCACCGAUGAAGAACAGUCUUCAAGAAUCAAUAGUGUAGAUGAAGAUGGGAAUAGAAGUGAAGAUGACAAUCAAGAAUCAACAUUAAAUUUAAGUCAAAUGGAUUUAAGUUCCAUAAUAUCUCCAAAAUUUAAGUCAACCAAUACAUGUAAAAGCAUUCUACGUACACAAAUUGAUGAUAAUGAUGCCACAGUCACAUCAGCAAAAACCAUCACUGUUACUCCCACUGAUGCUACGUCAUUAUCAGAUAAUAAUUAUGAUACAACAAUACAGACAACAUAUGUAGACAACAUACAGACAUUUCCAAUACGUCAUCAUCGAUAA
Molecule: messenger RNA, 1535 nt
Organism: Didymodactylos carnosus
Lineage: Eukaryota; Metazoa; Rotifera; Eurotatoria; Philodinida; Philodinidae
Source: the annotation of a GenBank genome assembly